Molecule: messenger RNA, 1941 nt
Organism: Trypanosoma cruzi
Lineage: Eukaryota; Euglenozoa; Kinetoplastea; Trypanosomatida; Trypanosomatidae
Exons: 1
Coding region: 1-1941 (646 amino acids)
Source: RefSeq, a predicted model, not a curated record
AUGUCUAGUGGUGCCACUGCUCGUGAAGGUUCUCUCGGCGUACAUCAGCGCUCCCUUGGGCACCUGCCGCAGCCACAACGUCAGGCAGGCGAACAGCAGCACCAACAACAUCAAGCAAUUCAACAACAACGUCAAUCAACUCAACAACAGCAGCAAAAUGCAUCCCAGCGAAGCGAGGUGGGUGACACGUACCGCUACCUACUGCGCCACCACGUGCAUAGUAAACUUGAGGACAUCUUCAGCAAUGUACUUAGUGAGCGGCCCGAAGAUCCUCUGCAUUACAUCGUGGAGCACCUGCGUGCCAACGGUGUAAAAUCCGCUGGUAAAGAUUGCCUUAUAGAGACGGCUGAUUUCAACAGUCUCAAUAGAAGUAGAAAUGAAAAACAGCAACCGUCAGAGUCCGCCCCAGUGCAAAGUGAGGUGACAACGGAGGAGCGACGGGAUAAUAAACAGCUGGCGGCCAGAGAUCCUGUGGCACAGGAAGUGAAAAGUGGAGGCGUGGUGGAACGACACACAGAAGAAGGGACGCCGAUUGAAGAAACAGAAACGCCACGGCUACCGUCAACAUUUGUCGGGCUGGUGUCUGCAAAUGACACACCGGCGCAAGUGGAUCUGGAGGCAGGGACAUUUCCAUCCAGCUCCCCCAAUGUCUUGGCAAUCCCUUCGGCUGAACCGCACACACAAACACCGAUAACAAGUCUUUGUAGCACAAGAACAAAUAUAUGCAUGAUGCGGCCUUCUUCCGCCCUGUUAGCACCGUGGACUUCCGUACGCAGUAGUCGCAAUGAUACUCCUUAUGGAACAACAGGCUUUCGAUUGGGGACAGGCGGCGGGCCCGAGACGACGUACAGCAGCACAUGUACGACGGUUCUUGAUCGCGAUGACAGUACCCGAAGUGAUCUCUCAGCGUUCAGUUUGGCUUCCGUAGACAUGCAAGACUUUUUACAGGAGUUUCGUAGUGCCAAGGCAGAAUGUGUUGGGGUCGAAACGCAGUUGGUGGACCUUGAGAUGCUUUCAGAGAUACUGCAAUGUGUCAAUAUUCCUAUUCCAGAAAUCCCGCUUAUUGCAGAAUUAUUUGACGAUGUGAAGAGGAUUAGUACAAUGCGCUACGGUUCCAGUGUGUUCUCGACGGAGGAGGAAACAAGUCAAGACGCAACAACCAUACUCACGGCUGCAUCCGCCGUGUCCUCACGUGCAGCGGAUGCCGAUUUACGGGACCGAGUGUACUUUGAGGCCUUUCUCGCUCGUAUGGCCUUUAUGAUUCAAGGUCGAUAUCCAGCCGAAGUUAUCCGGGGCACUUUCUAUUCCAUCUUGGAGUCGGUUGUGCGGAAGGAGUGCCCUGCAGAUGGCGUGGCUCAACAACACGAACAACAACAACAACAACAACAACAACAGAAAAAAAAAACAGGGGAUGAACCACGGCGCACAAGCUCCUCGAGUGGGAGCGCCACGAGCAGAUUGACCCGUGCGGCCACCAAGAGCCAAUGUAGAACGAGUGGCAACACAUUUGUAAACAAUGCGGGAAAUAAUCUCGCCACAACGCCGCACCAAAUUCUUUCGCUAACACAGACAUAUCCAAGUGUGACACAGACAAAGUCCGCACGCUGCGCCGCAGCUAACGACGGUCAACCGGCUGCCGAGUUGUCGCCACUUAUGCAUGGAGUGUCACUGGCAGUGUGCGUAGAGGAGGGUCUCUGGCGUGGCCUAGGCAUCCCCGUAAGCAAGGCGGAGGUGGUAAAUGCCCUGUGUCUCCUUGGCAUACCGGUGGAUGACAACUACGAAUUUCAUGUAAAUGAAUUUGUACGGCUUGUCAUGGCGCUAACAGGGCAAAGUGUGUUACACCCCGUCGGGGAAAAGGCUUCUUCGUGGUUGCUUUCGUCAGUUGGAAGGGAGAGCUCGCUUGUACCACUUAGCGGGUCCUGUAAGGAAGAUGGCGUGUAG